Cryphonectria parasitica EP155 is the source of this 759-nucleotide messenger RNA. RefSeq lists its product as uncharacterized. The transcript is spliced from 2 exons. Bases 1 to 759 code for a protein of 252 amino acids. NCBI's taxonomy places the organism in Eukaryota, Fungi, Ascomycota, Sordariomycetes, Diaporthales, Cryphonectriaceae. The record is from RefSeq and is a predicted model, not a curated record.
AUGAGCGGUACGCGCCCCUUGCGGGCCUUCGAACCUCAAUUUCAAGCCCUCCGCAACCUGCUCGACCUGGCACGAGAUAUGGCCAGCCGCGAGGGCGCACCGCGUAUUGGUUUACAGCUUGUAUCCUCCAUCGGUGUGGUCGGGCUCGCAGAGGGUCCUCGGGUUCGGGAGCAGAGAUUCCCUCUCUCCGCAGCCAUGCCUAUUGGCUACUGCGAAGCAAAGUGGGUAUGUGAGCGCUGGCUGGAAGAGACGUUGCACAAACACCACUCUGAGCACUUCCGGACUAUGAUCGUGCGGCGUGGCCAGAUUGCCGGUUCGAGCAGGACCGGCUUCUGGAACCCCGUAGAGCACUUCGCCUUCCUAGUCAAGUCGGCCCAGUCGCUGCAGGUGUGGCCCGACUUCGACGGGGUUCUACAAUGGGUGCCGGUGGACAAGUGUGCCCGUGCCAUACCCUGGAAGGAGAUGUCGCCUGUGUUGGCGGAUGCCCUCGGCAUUCCGCCCUGCAACAUCAUCCCAUUCCGGGAAUGGUGCAAACGUGUACGCUCCUCGCCACUGUCAACUGAGGCCGAAAAUCCGGCUAAAAAGCUUAUUGAUUUCCUUUAUCACAAUUUUGAGAGGAUGUCCUGUGGCGGUCUGAUCUUGGACACAGCGAAGGCCCAGGAGCACUCUCCGACGAUGGCGGGAAUGGGACCCGUGGGGUUUGACAUCGCUCGCAGGUAUGUCGCGUCUUGGAAAGAUAUGGGAUAUAUUCAUUCGUAA